AUGCACGUGGGUCACGUGCUCGCCGCGCCCCGCUCCAGACCCAUUUAAAUAGCUCGCACCGUGGCGUUGUUUCCACUCACUGAGUUCAUUGUCUACCGUUCCUCGUGGGAACGAAACAGCGCAACAACACAGGCACCGCCCGGCCGGACGAGUUCUGGACCAUGACGCGCGCUCUGUUAUUCGGGUUGGUGCUGGUGGCGACUGCGGCAGCUCCUGACAGCAGGAUGCAAACUGAGUCUGCAGAUUUUGUGAGGACUGAAUGUCGGGGCAGUGUCUUUUGGAUUGGACUAGACAACAACUUUCUCGCUGGGAAAAUUUGGCAGAUUGGCAUUGUUGAUCAGUCUGGUUCUAUCUUUUCUGUUACACCAAGAUCUGCUUCACAGUGUGGUUACACUAUAGCAGUAGAUCACCAGGAUAUUGAAUUCCGUGCCUCCAUACUCAGCUGUGGUGUGCAUAUCCUGAAUGAUGAGCAGUUCAAUCUUACUGUACAAAUACAAGUGUUAGGAGCUGACGUGGGUGCUUCAACAUAUAUUGAAACUCUAUCUUGUAUGUACUCUCCAUGGGCUGGAAGAGAAAUCUUCUGUGAGCAAAAUUACAUGCAGGUCUCUGUACAAAGAAACAUACCAACCAUUGAGGAGGAUUACAUUCAAGAUGCUGAAGAUUGGGCUUUGGCCAUUCCAGAAGCCAUUGAUGCAGAACGUGGAAUAUGGCAAGUGGUAUUCCAUACAUCUAGUGGCAAAAAGAGUAUGACAGUGAAAGAAGCACAUCGGUUGAACUAUGGAAUCAACACCACUGAGACUCGUAUUUUGUUCCGUGCUCCAUAUGAAACAAAGGAGGCUGAAGUAGUUUCACUCCAUGGUGUCCCCUUGUCUGUAAUAAGAUCAACUAGCUUCUAUAGACAGCAAUGGAUGAUUCUGCUAAUUGAUACUGCAGUAGCUUGCCCUCUUGAUGGUACAUCAUUCACUGACGACCAAAUCAUCUGGACACUGCCAAGAAUAUUCACUCCGAUUGUGACCAGUGAAGUUCAUCAAGACAACAGUUCAAUGGGAGUAAAUGGUAUCAAACUGGACCCAGAAAGAAUGGCUGAAAGAAAUUAUUCUUUAGAGAAAAAUGACACCUCCCUUUUUAUAAAGGUUCCAAUUGGUGCAGAGGAUGGAUACUACAAGAGCCAUGUGGUGAAUGGUCAGUAUGGCAUCAAGUAUAGCAUUAAUCUAUUCUUGGAACACUUGUGGGAAGAUGACAGCUGGGAACUGAAUAAAAUGAAUGUCAUCCAUCCGGUGACCACUCCCUUUAUUCCUAAACCUCUAGUUUACACUGAUGAUACCAGUCCAGAGCAAUGGCUAUUUAAUGUAUCACUGGGCAACUUUCUUCCUGAUGUGGAACUGCAGAAGCUCACUCUGGGUUCUCUGUCUUUUCCUGUGGAUGAAGAAAAUCAAUUGUUUGAUGUAUACCAUGGGAGAACCCCAAAUGAGACAACCCUCAAUAAAAUCUUUGUUCUUGAGGUUCCAAUGGAGUCUCCAGUUGUGGAUAGGAAGUAUAUUGGAGAUGGUGUUGAACAAUAUACCCUUGACAUCACCUACACCUUGACAGUGGUGCCAGAAGAUAAAAUGUUCACUUAUGCUGUUCAAUUAAUACAUAAACACAAUAUAGUGCUUCCUGUGGCAAAUAGCUUUUGUGAUGAGGAGAAUAUGACAUUGGUGAUUACUCAUGGAACCUUGGAUCGGUACUGGAUCCCUUUCAUUGGAAAAAUGCAGCUCUCUCUUCACUCUGGACAUGAUGGUUAUAUUAUGAGAGAGAAUGGUACCCACUUAAUAGUGACUGUUCCACGUGAUGCAGCUGAGGUAGUCCAUGAGGAAGUUGGCCACCAAGGCAUAAGAAGUAGAUUUGACUUGCAACUGAAGGAUAAUAAAAGCUUGGGGGUGCUAACAAACUUCUCAGUAUCCUGCACCUUUCCUGCUUCUGAUUUCAUAACAUGUUUCCCAAAUGGCAAGAUGGUAAUUACAGCAAUGAAACUUGGAACACAGUUGAGAAGGCACACUAAUAAAUUGAUGCUGAAAGAUCCAACUUGCAAGGCAAAAGAGAGUGAAUCCCAAGCAGUCUUUGAAUUUUCUGUAGAUUCAUGUGGAACAACUAGAAGGUUUGAGAAGGAUUACAUGAUCUACGAGAAUGAAGUAGUAUACAUGGGAGCCAAAUCAAAGCAGAAACCAACCUAUCGACUUGCAAUAUCUUGUCGUUAUCCCAUAAAUGAUUCUAUGCAUCUUCAGUUUGAGCAUCAAAUUAAUCCUCUGCCAAUUGUUAUGCCUGGAUUUGGACCAAUCCUCUUGAGUAUACAACUUGCCAAAGAUGCAUCCUAUGCUACCUUGUACAAGGACAAUGAAUAUCCAGUCGUGAAGUAUCUGGCUGACCCUCUCUACUUUGAAGUACAACUGUUGCACAAUGAAGAUCCACAAAUUGAGCUGUUCUUGCAGUCCUGCUGGGCAACUGCAUCUCCAGAAAGAGACAGUAUACCACAAUGGUCUAUCAUUGUCCAAAGCUGUGAGUAUGAAGCUGAUCCACGUAUGACCAUCUUCCAUCCAGUCUCGAGGAACGAGAGGAUCAGGUAUCCUAGUCAUGUGAAAAGGUUUGAAGUGAAGACAUUUGCUUUUACCAUGGGAGAUAUGAAUAUCUUAUUGGGAGAGGUGUACUUUCAUUGCAGUGUAGUCUUGUGCAAAAAGGACCCAAUAAAUGAGUUGCUCUGUCCUGGAAACUGUGUUCCAAGAAAACAGCGAAUGGGUCGGAGUGUUGCUGGAGAGCACCACUUGGAGAGAUCUGUAUCAUCAGGAGCAGUGCUCAUCUUGGCAGAACUUUCUACAGUAGAGAAUGGGAAAAGGGAUAUCCAAAGGGAAUCUUAUUCCUGGCCAGUGCUGCUGCUUGGAGGUGCAACAAUUGUUGGUUCCAUUGUAAUUGGAAUUCUUAGUUGUUAUAUCAUGUGCACAGAUUAUUUAAAAUUAGAUUUAUUCAGGAUUAAAAUAUAUGUCAGUGAAGUUCUGUUCUUGAUGGCUCACAGUGAUUUAAAACGUUUUCAUUUUUACAAUACUGCAGUUGAACGGAAGUUGUUAGAUGUGAAGUUGAUCAUAGCAGCUAGUAAACCAAAAGCAACGAUUAAACUGCAGCACACACAGUUGGCGUUGGUUUGGGCGCUAUUUGUUACUAAUGCGUGGAUGCAGCACUCGCUGCCUCGAGGUGUCAUACAGAGUCAUUGCUAUGGGCGCCUAUUUUGGAUUCAGUUGGACGCUUCUUUACUGCAAGACAAGUCGUGGAGCCUCGGCGUCGCCGAUUCAACGGGCAAAGUCUUUCUGCUCACUCAGUCGUUCGCAAAUGAGUGCGGUUACACAGUCUCCCAGGAUCCGUUUGGUAACGUGCUAGUGCGUGCAUCGGUUUUGGCUUGCAUGGUAGUUAACGAGGGUGAUGACCUGUUUAGGCUAAGUCUACAAAUUAAGAUUGCUCCAAUUGGUCACAUGGAAAAGGCACUGACUUAUGUCCAUACCAUUACGUGUUCAUAUUUUCCAUGGUCGGCAAGAGAAAUCCUAUGUGAGCCAAAUUACAUGGAGGUAUCAGUUCAAAGAAUAAUACCAGGGAUUGAAAAUGACUAUAGUGAAGACUGGAUGGCUGCUGUUCCAUCUGCUCAAGAAGCUGAAAAUGCCAUUUGGCAAGUUCUGUUUCAUCUUCCUGAAGGAAUAAAGACUAUGACUGUCAAUGAAAUCUUGCGAACUCGAUAUAGAAUUGGCACAACAGUUUCCCGGCUAUUGUUCAGGGCUCCGUACAAUACAACUGAGAUUGAACAGUUAAUGGUAGAAAAUGUGCCGGUCUCGAGCAUUCGAUCAACCACUUUCUACAAACAAGAGUGGAUGAUCCUGUUAAUUGACACAGCAGUGGCUUGCCCUACUGAUGGCACAACCUUCACUGAGAAUAAGAUCAGAUGGAGAAUUCCAAGAAUCAUCCCAUCACUUAGUUCUCCAGAAGAACAGUUCUAUGAUGACUCUAUUGUUUUGGGAGUUGAAGGCGUUACUCUCAGCCCAGAUAAAAUAGCACAGCUGAAUUAUACAUUGACAUACAAUGCCACAGACAUCAUUAUCACUAUUCCCAUUGGAGCAGAAGGUGGAUAUUACAAGAGCCGUGCAAUUGAAGGACAACAUGGUAUUUUGUACUUGAUACAAUUAUCUGCAGAACAUCAGUGGGAGCUAACCAAAUACACAAUUGUGCAUCCCGUUGCCUCGCCCUUCAUACCACGGCCACCAAUUUUAACCAAUAAUACCAUUCCAGAAAAGCGCAUAUUCAACAUUUCUUUAGGCAACUUCCUUCCAGAUGUAGAGCUUGUAGCUCUAACUAUAGGUACACAGACAGUCAAGGUGGAUCAGGCAGACAAGAUGGGAAUCACAAUCUAUGACACGCCACUGCCUAACAACACUAAAGUCUACAUAGUGGAAGUUCCAUUUGAGAAUGCAAACGUGAAGCCAGAGCACCUGCAUUCUAACAUCAGAAACUACAUAUUUGAUGUCAUCUAUGUAUUCAAAAUAAACCCAGAAAAUGAACCAUUUAAUCACCAUGUAAAAGUAAUGCAGGAAGUGCCAGAUAUUGUGUUACCCAAGGCAACAGGAUUCUGUGAUAAAAAGAACUUGUAUCUACUAAUAACUCAAGGGAAUCUAGUCCACUACUGGCUUCCUUACAUUGCUCAAAAGCUGGUAACACAGAAAUCUGCACAAGAUUUUGGGUACCUUUUUGUGGAUAAUACAACCCAUAUUUUAUUUGGUGUCCCUCUCUUUGGAAGGAGUGUGAUUUAUGAGAAAUUGAGUCUUCAAGGAAUUACAGUUAGACUUAACCUGACACUGAAGGACAAGAAUACAUUGAAGAUUGAGAUUCCAUUCACUGUAGUUUGCAAUUUUCCUCCUAUGGAUCUUGCAGUGUGCUUUCCAAAUGGAACAAUGGUGAUUACUGCACUUGUGGAGACUGUGCCUGAACUAGAUCCUAGUAAAAUGGUGUUGAAGGAUGGAAAAUGCCAACCAAAAGAAUUUGACCAUCGUAAAGCUCUCUUUGAGUUUAGCAUUGAUAGCUGUGGCACCACAAGAACAAUUCAUGGAAACCACUUGAUCUAUGAAAAUGAAGUCUCAUAUCCAAGAGAGGCAAUUCCUAUUGAUUUUCCAGUUAUAACCAGAGAUCCUGAUUAUCGCUUAACAGUCUUGUGCCAAUAUGAACUAAAUGAUACUCUAGCUGUUGGAAUUGUGAAGAGAUACCAGAAAGAUUCCUGGCAUCAUGGCAAUAGUGUACAAAUAGUGAGGGGGGGCAAGAAGCCAAGACAUACAGCAGAACUAUACUCAAGGAUUUACAAAACGGCAGAUUACUUGGAUUUUUAUAAGGAUGAAGAAUACCCAGUAGCAGUGAAUUGGACGCAAGCACUUUAUUUUGAGGUUGAACUCGUGAACAACAAAGACCACCAGACUGACCUGUUGUUGGAUGAUUGCUGGAUAACUACAACUCCUGAUCGCAACAGCAUACCACGAUGGUAUAUUAUCCAGGCUGGUUGUGAAAGCAAAGAGGAAACAUUUGUAGCUGCCUUUCAUCCAGUAUCUGACACAAUGCAGUAUUCCCACCAGCUGAAAAGGUUUGAAGUUAAAAUACAGGAGCUGCCUCCAGCAGAACAAACUGUGUUGCCCAAGAAAGUGUAUGGUCACUGCAGUGUUGUGAUCUGCCGUAAUAAUCCAGAUACAAACUCUUCUUGCAAUGGACAGUGUAAAGUUUUAAAAGGCCAGAGCGCUAACCUGGAUAUGCACAAAGAGUAUAUGUCACUUGGAGAAGUUUGGCUUCUUGUUGAAAUGUUAGAACAAGAAAAAUUCGGAAGUGGACUAAUAUACUCAUAUUGGCAAUGGGUGCUUGGAUGCAGUUUGGCAAUCUUCCUGAUUCUUGUAGUGGUUCUUUUGAAGGUGUAUGUUCAUUAGGCAAAUAAAAUGACAUGAAAUAAACUGGCGUUCCUUUAACUGGCUUGGCCCCUCAACAAAGUUUUAGGUAGAUCCAAACUGUGGCAGUUUUACAAUGACUUGUAUUGAAGAUCUCAAUUCUCCUUUACGUG
Molecule: messenger RNA, 6103 nt
Organism: Mobula hypostoma (lesser devil ray)
Lineage: Eukaryota; Metazoa; Chordata; Chondrichthyes; Myliobatiformes; Myliobatidae
Gene: zpax1
Product: zona pellucida protein AX 1
Exons: 45
Coding region: 162-5972 (1936 amino acids)
Source: RefSeq, a predicted model, not a curated record